AUGAAUCCAAAUUGCUCGAAAAUAAAACUAGAUGAAACCUGUUUUCCAAUGCCAAUUAAGCCUAAUUUGAAAUAUGAUAAAUGUGAUAUUGAGAAUCAAAAUUAUCUUACCCAAACAAAAAUUAUUCAUUUUUUCAAUACUUACAAAUACUUUUUGCAUAGUUAUGCUAAUCACUUUAUGCAUAAAGUUAAUAAUGAUACAUUUAGCCUAAAUACUAGUAACAGUAAUGAAAUAUGUAGUUUAUCAAAAUCCAGUUCAUCUUGGGAUGGUCAAAAUACACUGAAUAGUGGAUUGUCAACAAUAAGUCCUUUUAAACCAUGCCUAAUUAAUGCCAUGAAAGAAUCACAAUUAGGAAGACAUUUAUCAGCAUUCAGUCCAAUGAAUACCUAUUUAAGGCAUCCUCAUUUGCAUCAGUUGCGUCUAUCCUCUAGACAUCCAAAACUUAAAUCUAGUAAUCCUACGAGGGUCUUUCCGCCAUCCUCCUCAUCGCCAACAUAUGCUACCUUGUUCUAUGAAAACUAUCCUAAAACAAAGCUCGAUUCGACAAUUAAUCCAAAUUUAAAACUGUUACCUUCAACCAAUAAUGAUAAAAUGUUGAAUGAGACGUUAUCUACAUCAUCAGCAGUGUCAGUCAAUCUGCCAUCAUCUCUAAAACCUUCAUCAUCCAAACUACCAGCAUCGUUAUCAUCAUCACCGUCGUCAUUAUCAUCGGAUUCUGUGAAUACAUCGAAAAAUUUAACUGUACAAGUUUUAAAACGUUUAGCCAAAUUACCAAAUCACCUAGGACCACAUAUAUGUCAAUUAUGUUAUCAAUAUUUUGAAAAUGCUCUGAAAUUAGCUAAUCAUCGAUGUCCAUUGAUACUUCAUACCGAUUACCGUUGUCCUGAAUGUGAUAAGGUAUUUAGUUGCCCGGCUAAUCUAGCAAGUCAUAGACGUUGGCAUAAACCAAAAUUAAAUGUAAUUUCUGAUCAUAGAGGCCCAACAAAUCAUACUGCAUGUACAACCAAUCACAACUACAAUAAUUUCACAUCUGAAAAAUACUUUGAUUGUAAUGACAAAAAUGUGCUUACAUAUUCAAAAUACUCAGGCGAAAAAAUAACUUCAAAUAAUUUGCCUAGGAGUGAUAUGAAUUCAAUUCCACCUCUUGAAGACCAACAGUUAAUGGAGAAUAAAGUUGAUGGACAAGUAUGUGACCAAUUUCGUCACUAUCAAAUUAAUCACUGUGUAACAAACUCCAAUUUCAAUCGGAAACUAAAUUUUUCAGUCCAAACAUUACUUGAAGACCCCUUCAGUUGUAGUGAUGAGUACCUUAUAAGAAGUGAUUUAAAAGUUGACAGUAAUGAAAAAGCUGUUUGUAAUGAAUCGUCAAUAAGUUAUCAAGAACAAACAAGUUUAAAAACUAGUGAAAAAUCCUGUUUAGCCAUUUGUACUACUGCUAAUGACUGCAAUAUUAAAAGUAAUGCGUAUCUGACUGCUGACAUUACUCAAAGUACCACGUGUAAUGUUAACUACCUUCCCACUGAAAAACAAACUUCAAUCAAAUGCAAUUAUUGUCAUUCAGUUUUACCAAGUCAAAGUCUAUUCGAAACUCAUAUGCUGCAACAUAUUUUUAAUAAUCUCAAAUCGGUAGACCUUUUAUCGAAUUCUAACUCUUCUGGAUGAAGCUUACUCAUAAAGUCAUUUAAUUGUGUCAGAAAUAUUUAUGAGAACAGUUUCACUCACAAAAUGAUUUCAUUCAUCAUUUAAUUAACAAGUAUUUAUUCAUUCAUUCUAUUAUCACUGGACUGAAUUUCAUCAAAGAAGGGAAAAAGCAGAUCUACACAUAAAUAAAACAAUUAUUUCAACAAUUCACUUUUCAAUCCACAAAAAUAAUUAAAGUUGAAUGAGCUAGUGAUUUUGAGAAAAUAAGAAAUACAAUAAUUUUUCUGCCCAAAAAAUUCAUUUUUGUUCUCUUCAUUUCUUUCUUUCCGUGUGUGUGUAUGUGUAUGCUUUUGUGCGCUUCUUACUUAUACCUUUCUGAUUACUAUCUGUGUAUUUCAAAUAAAGGAGAAGGAAAUACUCGAACAACAAAUUCACAUUUACGACAACCAUGAUUAGAACAAC
Molecule: messenger RNA, 2103 nt
Organism: Trichobilharzia szidati
Lineage: Eukaryota; Metazoa; Platyhelminthes; Trematoda; Strigeidida; Schistosomatidae
Source: the annotation of a GenBank genome assembly